UCCGAGGCAGAGGAGAAGAGAGGAAGAGAGCAAGCCAGACAGACACACACAGAGGGAGAGACCAGGAACGCAGAGAGACGGCGGAGCGCUGGCCGCACGGAGCCUCGCCGGCAGCCGAGAUGUACCGGUCCACGAAGGGAGCCUCCAAGGCGCGGCGGGACCAAAUCAAUGCAGAGAUCCGAAACCUCAAGGACCUGUUGCCGAUCGCCGAAGGGGACAAACUCCGGCUGUCCUACCUGCACAUCAUGUCGCUGGCGUGCAUCUACACGAGGAAAUCCAUCUUCUUCUCCAAAGGUGCAACUCCGGAAAGCUUGGAGAGCUUGCUCUCUACCCAAGACUUGGACGAUUUCAUGCAGUCCCUUCCGGGCUUCCUGCUGGCUUUCACGGGAGAAGGCAAACUCAUCUACGUCUCGGAGAACGUGGCCGAACACCUCGGGCACUCUAUGGUGGAUCUGGUGGCCCAAGGAGACAGCAUCUACGACAUUAUUGACCCAGUGGAUCAUUUUGUGAUGAGGAACCAGUUGGCCUUGCCUUCUCCAAUGGAUACCGUCCGGCUCUUCCGUUGCCAUUUCAAUACUUCCAAGACAAUCAGGCGUCAAAGCGCAGGAAACAAACUGGUCCUGAUCCGAGGGAGGUUCCACCAGCCCCCGCCUGGCUCCUACUGGUCCAGCAACCCCGUCUUCACAGCUUUCUGCACCCCUCUGGACCCCAAACCCAGAGUCGGCCAGAACUCCUUCUUCUUGUCUUCUUUUGAGAGCCGCCACACGAAAGAUCUGGCCAUUGUGGACAUCUCUGAAAGUGUGAUGUUCUACUUGGGUUUUGAGAAAAGUGAACUGUUUUGCAAAUCCUGGUACAGCCUGAUUCAUCCAGAAGACUUGAGCCAUGCCUCCACUCAGCAUUACCGGCUGUUGGGUGACACGAGUGGAACUCAGGCUGAAAUGGUCAUCCGGCUUCAAACCAAAGAGGGCGUUAACUGGAUAUGGAUAUAUUCACUGCUCCACAUGGAGAAUUCUGACGUUUCUAUCACCAGUCACAACUAUAUAAUCAGUGACUCCGAAGCCUGGUGCCUCAAGCAGCAGCUGUCUGCUGAAGAAACCCAGGUGGCUUACACCCUCGAAAGCACCCCGGCCUUCUUGGAAGGCCUUCUCUCCCCAGGGCAACUCUCCAGCCCGGAUCAAGUCUUUACCCCCGCGGCCGGCACCCCGACCAGCACUGUGGUUGCGCCGUCGUUCGAUUUCGGGGCCGCCGGCAGCGCAGAAGGCCCCUCUGCCGCCUUCCUGGAUCCCUUGGCGGAAGCUCUGCCCCGAGAGGUGAUGGAAACAUCUGGAAAUAUCUCCUCCGUGGAGGAGCACACUCCUGGUUCCACCGUCAGCCUCCCUGGCAAGGGCCCCCUGUUCGGCUACGUCCUCUUCCCGACAGCCUACGAACAGACUUUGCGUCGGGAGAACCUCAGCGGCUCUUCCUCCAAAGAUUUCGUCUGCACUCCUCCUUAUACACCCCACCAGGGAUCGGCCUUCCUGUUCGGGGCCCAGGAAGCGUACACCCCAACGUCUGCCUCUGCCGCCAUGACUUCCAUGACCACCACCUUUCCCACGGCAGCCGCUGCCACGCCUGCUGCCGCCACCACCACCACUGCCUCCUCCUCCUCCACCACCACCACGCCCGAGAUGUUCUACACCCAAGAACAAUGCAGUGCUCUCUAUGAGAAGUUACCGCCCACCCCGGACAGCCCUGGUAAUGGGGACUGUACCGUCAUGACCUUGCCAGAGAUCAGAGGUCCCCUCUACGUAGACGUGCCCAUGGUGCCCGAGGGGAUCCUGACGCCGGAGGCCUCCCCCAUCAAGCAGACCUUCUUCAGAUAUUCUGAAAAAGAGAAGAACGAGAUCGAACGGCUGACUCGGCACAUCAGCAGCCUGGCCGAAGCGUUCGGCUCCGUCGCCUCCCGAGAGCUCGCCAAGAACGCCCCGGUGACUCUGGAGGGUUCGGAUCCGGCCGUGGCCCCCGAGCUGUGCCUGGACUUCCAGCCUGCCAAGAACUGGAGGAGCCUUGACUUCUCCUUGUUGACCUGUCCGGAGGACGACCUCCUGGAAGAGGACGCUCUCGAGACCCUUCUCCAAGACCUGUCUGCCUCUUUGUUCGAGAAAGCUGGCGCAGGUCUGAGGUGCUCUCGCCACCCGUUCUGCGGUGUGAAUGUCAGUAGUCCAAUGGGUUUGGACACCGAAGAUAGCAACCCCGGGGCCUUGGCUCCUUCGCCCAGCCUGGGCCUGCCUCCUCCAGAAGAGCAAAGCUUUUUGGAAGAACUGGCCUCUUACGAAACAGCCUUUGAGACAUGUGCCUCAAACUCUCCCUGUGACGGGUUAGAUGAGUUGUAUCAACUCCAGAGCCACGCGCAAGAGGGCUUCCAUGAAGAUGGAAGCGAAAGUGACCCUUCGUUUUGAAAUAAGUCCAUGACUUAACUUUUCUAAAGUAUGGCAUAUUGUCAUAUCUCAAGGACCUUUCUUUCACCGAAAGCCCUGGGAAACAUUCCAAGAAAGAAGCAGGAGGAUGUCUUUCCGCGCAUUCUGAACUGGGGGUUUUCGGAGGAAAAGACUCUUUUUUUGUGUAUGUUUUUUUAAAAAAAAUAAUAACAAAAGCAAAAAAAAAGAGAUAUGUCUAUCUUGAUUCUAAGACAUCGACGUUAGGCUAGCUGAUCAGAGCUAAGGGAAGGACCAUCGUAAGUGGACUUUCACAUCUUACUGUAUUCACUCGUAGUGAGUAAUCUUAUAUGUAAUUUAUGAAGAAACACAAGGUGGGGGGGGCGUGCGUCAAGCUGCGUCCAGUGGCCAUUCAACACAGUUGGAGCGAAGCACCUGCGUAGCCAGUUUGCGCACGAUUUGGGGAUCCCUCCUCUUCCGAUCCGACCCCCCCGCCCAAGUGAACAGGACGUGUAGGUGGUAAAUAGAACCUACUCUAGUAAGAGCCAAUGGCUGGUGAUUGUGAUAUUAUAAUAUUGCUUUUUAUUCCUUGCGGCCAUCGAAUUUCGGUUUGCAAAGAAGUCUUCUUAAAGAUCUGAGCUUUGGCUUGUCCAUUUCCGAAGGGGUUUCUUUCUUGAUCUUUCCCUUAACGUCUUGGCUUUUGUUGUGUUUUGGAAUGGCUCUGGGAGACGGAAGCUUUAACCCAUCCUGACAUUAUUGGACAGGAAAGCUGUGUUUGAGUAGCAUUCCAGGAGUUUUUCUAGCUGUUUAAACAGUUGCAUAACUUUUGUUUUUUUGGUGCUGCCUCGGUGUUUGGUCGCUCAAGUGACUAGUCCUGCAAUUCAUCCGUGCAAACCUCUGUCAACCUGGACUUUGCAACUGGUUCC
Pogona vitticeps (central bearded dragon) is the source of this 3340-nucleotide messenger RNA. It is a transcript of the gene NPAS4, whose product is annotated as neuronal PAS domain protein 4. Gene Ontology annotation, molecular function: DNA-binding transcription factor activity, RNA polymerase II-specific; RNA polymerase II transcription regulatory region sequence-specific DNA binding; protein dimerization activity. The record is from RefSeq and is a predicted model, not a curated record. Gene Ontology annotation, biological process: regulation of transcription by RNA polymerase II. Lineage: Eukaryota; Metazoa; Chordata; Lepidosauria; Squamata; Agamidae.